UGGUCGAGAAAUAGGAAAACAGAGACAUACUUCUGACAGACUGCAAACUUGUGACAGUGUGAAAAGUGCUCUCUUUAUGCUAGGGUGAAGGAGAGAAGACACGUUUUCAAGGAUGCUCAGGCGGGUGUGAGGCUUCUUUGGCGCAGCGAUUGCGCACAGAAGUCAAAAAAGAAGAACACAAGAAGCAGACUGAAGCCCUUGGAUUAGCUUGAGCAAUCCAAGGAAAACAACAACAGCAUUUUCCUCCCACCAGGACUGGUUUAGAGGAAAACAAAAUCAAGAUGGCUGACGAAGAGGACACCAGGGAAGUGCUCUUUCAAGACUGGGAGGGCCCAGACAAAACUGGCUUGACCAUUGAACACACAAGUGGAGGAGAGCUCCUCGUCAAAGAGGUGAAAGGAGAGUCACCUGCAGCACGAUCUGGAAAAGUAUAUGAAGGCGAUCAGAUUGUGGGUGCAACUAUCUACUUUGAAAAUAUGAGCUCCGAAGAGACAGCAGAGUUACUGAAAACAUUGAACAAACACAAAGUUGGACUGAAACUACAAAACAAAGGAGACAAAUCCCCAUGCUACUCACCCUUGAGCACACCAUGUCGUUCUCCAAUGGGCACCCUCACAUGGGAAGGGAAGUCACAGUUUGGAGCAUCAAGUCCAGAAAUCAUUCUCAGUGGAGAUGAUGAGGACUACAAGAGAAUAUACACAAAGAAGAUUAAACCAAGGCUGAAGUCUGAAGAUCUUGCAGAAGGAGUGGAUGUUCGUACAGAGCGACACAGCAGCACUAGCAGUGAUGGCAGUACUAUUACAACCAUCACUCGCCGCAUCACUACUUACACAGUGGAUAUGCCAAGUGGGAUAGGUGAGAAACUAGAACUUUCAAGCCCAGACUUCAAGGGACAACGGCAUGAAUCUGGAGAUGGCUCUCCUCGUGUCAGAAUACUGCAUGGCAGUCCUACAGUUAAAGGGGUGGGAGAAGAGGGUGUUUUUGAGUCAUGCAAUGUAACCUAUACUGGUCUAAAAGGUAGCUCAACAGAAACACAUACAAGUGGAGAUCAGUCAAAGACAAUUAUAAGAGAGGGAACAGAAAGAAGUAAGGACCUCAGAUUCAAAGGACCUAAGUUUGGAGUUAUAGGUCACGAGGGCACUAAAAUCUUAAGAGAAAGUGAAGAACAGACAGCUGGAAGCACAGAUGAGUCUGAAAAACAGACUACAUCAGGUGAAAGUAAAAGCACUUUUAUAAAGGUUGUUACAGUAGGAGGGUCAGCAGAUGCAGAAUUAACCACAAAUGAUGAAAACAAAAGAUCAGCUAGUCUGUCUGUGUCACAAGAAGACAUUAAGUUCCAGAGACCAUCUGGAGACACAUCCCUCCACCUGAACAAGGGAUCAAGUUAUUUUGAUGUUAAAACGAUUGGAAAUUCUGCUGAUUCUGGAACGGUAUCACUUGUUACAGAAACUAAUGCCAACACUGGUUAUUCUUCACAUCCAGACAGAAAUUUAUUGACAAGUAGCCAAACUAGUCUUCCAAGUGCAAAGCCAAAAAGUGGAGAAAAAGAUGAGGGAGUUCCAGCAGCAACGAAAGUAGGGUUUAGAUGUCCUGAUAUAAACACUGAAAGAAAAGAAGGUGAUUUAAAAUUACCACUUAUAAACACAUCAUCAUUAAAGACCACUAGUCAAGGCAGCUCAGAAGAGGCCAUUAAAUAUCAAAAAAUGGAUUCAGACAUUGACAGAUCUCAGGUAACUGACAGUGAUGGCUUUCAUUACAAAACACGAAUCAUAACAGAGAUAGACACGAGAAGUAAAGGUAAAGCCGACAUGUCAGAUUCAAAGGUAGGAGUUGAUGUAAGAAUGCCUGAGAUGAAUCUGAACUUGAAAGGUUCAACAAUCAAAGGUAAUGUGGAUGUAGAAAGUGUAAGGAUAGCAGAAGCCGACAAAAAAGAUUUUGAGUCAAAGCGCGGAUUUCCAUUAUCCCAAAUUGAAACGCUAUCAGUUAAGAACAAAGACCAAAAAGUUGAUGUGGGAGGGAAAAGUUAUAAAACUGAAAAUGAUAUGGACAUUACAGAGCAAAACAUAAACAAAGAUGUAAAAAAAUAUGCGGAAGUGGAGGCAUCAGUCCAAACAAUACCCAGCAAAUCAGGAACAAAAAUUUCCAUGCCAGACGUAGAUAUCAACUUGAAAGGCUCAAAACAAAAAGGUCACAUGGAUAUUUCGCUCCCAAAGAUAAAAACAGAUAUCAAAUCACAUAAAAUUGACAUCAAGGGCCCAGAAGUUGAAGUUGAAGGACGAAAGGGAGAAAUUAAAAUGCCUGAAAUAAAAAUGCCCACAGUAAAUUUGAAAGAUCCAAAGGUUGUUAACAUUGACUUCCCUAAGGCACAUACAAAUGUGAAAGCACCUGAUGUUGAUAUUAAAGGACCAGAUGCAAAUCUGAAAGGGUCCAAAUUCAACAUGCCAAGAAUAACUGGACCAGAAAAAUCCAUGCCAGAUGUGGAUUUCAACUUGAAAGGCCCAAAAGUCAAAGGUGACAUGGAUGUUUCCAGUCCAAAAAUGAAAGGGGAUAUCAAAUCACCUGAAAUUGACAUCAAAGGUCCAGAAGUUGAUAUUGAAGGGACAAAGGGAGGACUUGAAAUGCCAAAAAUAAAAAUGUCUUCACUGAAUUUGAAAGAUCCAGAGGUUGAUGUGUCAGAUGCUAAUCUAAAUCUGAAAGGACCUAAAGUAACAGGAGAUGUGGAUGUUAAGUUGCCAAAGAUUAAAGGAGACCUUAAAGGUCCAGAUGUGGACAUUGAAGGCCCAGAUGUUGACAUAGAGGGUUACAAAGGUGGACUGAAAAUGCCUAAAUUCAAGAUGCCCUCAUUCGGGAAUAAAGGACCCAAAGACAAAGAUCCAGAUGUUGACAUCAACCUCCCAAAAGCAGAUAUUGAUGUGAAAGCACCGGAUGUUGAAAUUGAGGGAGCAGAUCUUGACAUUAAGGGACCAGAUGCAAAUCUCAAAGGGUCCAAAUUCAACAUGCCCACCAUAUCUGGACCAAAAAUAUCCAUGCCAGAUGUGGAUUUCAACUUGAAAGGCUCAAAACUCAAGGGUGACAUGGAUGUUUCAGGUCCAAAGAUCAAAGGAGAUAUCAAAUCACCUAGAAUUGACAUCAAAGGUUCAGAAGUUGAUGUUGAAGGACCAAAGGGAGGAUUUGAAAUGCCCAAAAUAAAAAUGCCUUCACUGAAUUUGAAAGGUUCAAACGUUGAUGUUCCAGAUGUUAAUCUUAAUCUGAAAGGCCCUAAAGUUCAAGGGGAUGUGGAUGUUAAUCUGACAAACAUUGAAGGAGAUAUAAAAGGUCCAGAGGUGGAGAUUGAAGGCGCAGACAUUGACACGGAAGGUCAAAAAGGUGGGCUAAGAAUGCCUAAAUUUAAGAUACCUUCAUUUGGAUUGAGAGGCCCCAAAGUGGAAGGUCCAGAUGUUGACAUCAACCCCCCCAAGGCAGACAUUAAUGUGAAAGCACAUGAGGUUGACAUUGAAGUAGCAGACGUUGACAUGAAGGGACCAAAUGCCAAACUGAAAGGCCCCAAAUUCAACAUGCCAAGCUUAUCUGGACCAAAAAUAUCCAUGCCAGAUAUGGAUUUCAAUUUGAAAGGCCCAAAACUCAAAGGUGACAUGGAUGUUUCAGGUCCAAAAGUAACAGGUGAUAUCAAAUCACCCAAAAUUGACAUCAAAGGUCCAGAAGCAGAUAUUGAAGGACCAAAAGGAGGAUUUGAAAUGCCUAAAAUGAAAAUGCCUUCACUAAAUUUGAAAGGUCCAAAAGUUGAUAUGACUGAUGUUGACAUUAAUCUGAAAGGUCCUAAGGCUGAAGGGGACGUGGAUGUUAAAAUGCCAAAGAUUAAAGGAGAUCUGAAAGGUCCAGAGGUGGACAUUGAAGGCCCUGAUUUUGACAUGGAGCAUCACAAAGGUGGGUUAAAAAUGCCUAAAUUCAAGAUGCCCUCCAUUGGUAUGAAAGGCCCCAAAGUGGAAGGUCCAGGUGUUGACAUCAACAUCCCCAAGGCAGAUAUUGAUGUGAAAGCACCAGAUGUUGAUAUCGACGGAGCAGACCUUGACAUUAAGGGACAAAAUGCCAAACUGAAAGGUCCCAAAUUCAACAUGCCAAGCAUAUCUGGACCAAAAAUAUCCAUGCCAGAUGUGGAUUUCAACUUGAAAGGCCCCAAACUCAAAGGUGACAUGGAUGUUUCAAGUUCAAACAUCAAAGGAGAUAUCAAAUCACCUGAAAUAGACAUCAAAGGUCCAGAAGCAGAUAUUGAAGGACCAAAGGGAGGAUUUGAAAUGCCUAAGAUAAAAAUGCCUUCAAUAAAUUUGAAAGGUCCAAAGGUUGAUAUGCCGGAUGUUGACAUUAAUCUGAAAGGUCCUAAGGCUGAAGGGGAAGUGGAUGUUAAAACGCCCAAGAUUAAAGGAGAUCUGAAAGGUCCCGAGGUGGACAUUGAAGGCCCAGAUUUUGACAUUGAGGGUCACAAGGGUGGACUAAAAAUGCCUAAAUUCAAGAUGCCCUCAUUUGGUUCAAAGGGUGCCAAACUAGAAGGUCCAGAUGUUGACAUCAACCUCCCUAAGGCAGAUAUUGAUGUGAAAGCACCAGAUGUUGAUAUUGAAGGAGCAGACCUUGACAUUAAGGGACCAAAUGCCAAACUGAAAGGUCCCAAAUUUAACAUGCCAAGCAUAUCUGGACCAAAAAUAUCCAUGCCAGAUGUGGAUUUCAACUUGAAAGGCCCCAAACUCAAAGGUGACAUGGAUGUUUCAGGUCCAAAGAUCAAAGGAGAUAUCAAAUCACCUGAAAUAGACAUCAAAGGUCCCGAGGUGGAAAUUGAAGGCCCAGACGUUGACAUUGAGGGUCGUAAGGGUGGACUGAAAAUGCCUAAAUUCAAGAUGCCCUCAUUUGGCUCAAAGGGUCCAAAACUAGAAGGUCCAGAUGUUGACAUCAACAUCCCUAAGGCAGAUAUUGAUGUGAAAGCACCAGAUGUUGAUAUCGAAGGAGCAGACUUUGACAUUAAGGGACCAAAUGCCAAAUUGACAGGUCCCAAAUUCAACAUGCCAAGCAUAUCUGGGCCAAAAAUAUCCAUGCCAGAUGUGGAUUUCAACUUGAAAGGCCCAAAACUCAAAGGUGACAUGGAUGUUUCAGGUCCUAAGGUUGAAGGGGAUGUGGAUGUUAAAAUGCCAAAGAUUAAAGGAGAUCUGAAAGGUCCCAAGGUGGACAUUGAAGGCCCAGACGUUGACAUUGAGGGUAGUAAGGGUGGACUGAAAAUGCCUAAAUUCAAGAUGCCCUCAUUUGGUUCAAAGGGUGCCAAACUAGAAGGUCCAGAUGUUGACAUCAACCUCCCUAAGGCAGAUAUUGAUGUGAAAGCACCAGAUGUUGAUAUUGAAGGAGCAGACCUUGACAUUAAGGGACCAAAUGCCAAACUGAAAGGUCCCAAAUUCAACAUGCCAAGCAUGUCUGGACCAAAAAUAUCCAUGCCAGAUGUGGAUUUCAACUUGAAAGGCCCCAAACUCAAAGGUGACAUGGAUGUUUCAGGUCCAAAGAUCAAAGGAGAUAUCAAAUCACCUCAAAUAGACAUCAAAGGUCCAGAAGUUGAUAUUGAAGGACCAAAGGGAGGAUUUGAAAUGCCUAAAAUAAAAAUGCCAUCACUAAAUUUGAAAGGUCCAAAAGUUGAUGUUCCAGAUGUUGACAUUAAUCUGAAAGGUCCUAAGGUUGAAGGGGAUGUGGAUGUUAAAAUGCCAAAGAUUAAAGGAGAUCUGAAAGGUCCCAAGGUGGACAUUGAAGGCCCAGACGUUGACAUUGAGGGUAGUAAGGGUGGACUGAAAAUGCCUAAAUUCAAGAUGCCCUCAUUUGGUUCAAAGGGUGCCAAACUAGAAGGUCCAGAUGUUGACAUCAACCUCCCUAAGGCAGAUAUUGAUGUGAAAGCACCAGAUGUUGAUAUUGAAGGAGCAGACAUUGACAUUAAGGGACCAAAUGCCAAACUGAAAGGUCCCAAAUUCAACAUGCCAAGCAUGUCUGGACCAAAAAUAUCCAUGCCAGAUGUGGAUUUCAACUUGAAAGGCCCCAAACUCAAAGGUGACAUGGAUGUUUCAGGUCCAAAGAUCAAAGGAGAUAUCAAAUCACCUCAAAUAGACAUCAAAGGUCCAGAAGUUGAUAUUGAAGGACCAAAGGGAGGAUUUGAAAUGCCUAAAAUAAAAAUGCCAUCGCUAAAUUUGAAAGGUCCAAAAGUUGAUAUGCCAGAUGUUGACAUUAAUCUGAAAGGUCCUAAGGUUGAAGGGGACGUGGAUGUUAAUCUGCCAAAGAUUAAGGGAGAUCUGAAAGGUCCAGAGGUGGACAUUGAAGGCCCAGAUUUUGACAUGGAGGGUAACAAAGGUGGUUUCAAAAUGCCUAAAUUCAAGAUGCCGUCAUUUGGUAUGAAAGGUCCCAAAGGGGAAGGUCCAGAUGUUGACAUCAACAUCCCCAAGGCAGAUAUUGAUGUGAAAGCACCAGAUGUUGAUAUUGAAGGAGCAGACCUCGACAUUAAGGGACCAAAUGCCAAACUGAAAGGUCCCAAAUUCAACAUGCCAAGCAUAUCUGGACCAAAAAUAUCCAUGCCAGAUGUGGAUUUCAACUUGAAAGGCCCCAAACUCAAAGGUGACAUGGAUGUUUCAGGUCCAAACAUCAAAGGAGAUAUCAAAUCACCUCAAAUAGACAUCAAAGGUCCAGAAGUUGAUAUUGAAGGACCAAAGGGAGGAUUUGAAAUGCCUAAAAUAAAAAUGCCAUCACUAAAUUUGAAAGGUCCAAAAGUUGACAUGCCAGAUGUUGACAUAAAUCUAAAAGGUCCUAAGGUUGAAGGGGAUCUGGAUGUUAAUCUGCCAAAGAUUAAAGGAGAUCUGAAAGGUCCAGAGGUGGAUAUUGAAGGCCCAGAUUUUGACAUUGAGGGUCACAAAGGUGGUUUCAAAAUGCCUAAAUUCAAGAUGCCGUCAUUUGGUACGAAAGGUCCCAAAGCGGAAGGUCCAGAUGUUGACAUCAACCUCCCCAAGCCAGAUAUUGAUGUGAAAGCACCAGAUGUUGUUAUCGAAGGAGCAGACCUUGACAUUAAGGGCCCAAAUGCCAAACUGAAAGGUCCCAAAUUCAACAUGCCAAGCAUAUCUGGACCAAAAAUAUCCAUGCCAGAUGUGGAUUUCAAUUUGAAAGGCCCAAAACUCAAAGGUGACAUGGAUGUUUCAGGUCCAAAGAUCAAAGGAGAUAUCAAAUCACCUCAAAUAGACAUCAAAGGUCCAGAAGUUGAUAUUGAAGGACCAAAGGGAGGAUUUGAAAUGCCUAAAAUAAAAAUGCCUUCACUAAAUUUGAAAGGUCCAAAAGUUGACAUGCCAGAUGUUGACAUAAAUCUGAAAGGUCCUAAGGUUGAAGGAGACGUGGAUGUUAAUCUGCCAAAGAUUAAAGGAGAUCUGAAAGGUCCAGAGGUGGAUAUUGAAGGCCCAGAUUUUGACAUUGAGGGUCACAAAGGUGGUUUCAAAAUGCCUAAAUUCAAGAUGCCGUCAUUUGGUACGAAAGGUCCCAAAGCGGAAGGUCCAGAUGUUGACAUCAACCUCCCCAAGGCAGAUAUUGAUGUAAAAGCACCAGAUGUUGAUAUUGAAGGAGCAGACCUUGAUAUUAAGGGACCAAAUGCCAAACUGAAAGGUCCCAAAUUCAACAUGCCAAGCAUAUCUGGACCGAAAAUAUCCAUGCCAGAUGUGGAUUUCAAUUUGAAAGGCCCCAAACUCAAAGGUGACAUGGAUGUUUCAGGUCCAAAGAUCAAAGGAGAUAUCAAAUCACCUCAAAUAGACAUCAAAGGUCCAGAAGUUGAUAUUGAAGGACCAAAGGGAGGAUUUGAAAUGCCUAAAAUAAAAAUGCCUUCACUAAAUUUGAAAGGUCCAAAAGUUGACAUGCCAGAUGUUGACAUAAAUCUGAAAGGUCCUAAGGUUGAAGGGGACGUGGAUGUUAAUCUGCCAAAGAUUAAAGGAGAUCUGAAAGGUCCAGAGGUGGAUAUUGAAGGCCCAGAUUUUGACAUGGAGGGUCACAAAGGUGGUUUCAAAAUGCCUAAAUUCAAGAUGCCAUCAUUUGGUACGAAAGGUCCCAAAGCGGAAGGUCCAGAUGUUGACAUCAACCUCCCCAAGGCAGAUAUUGAUGUAAAAGCACCAGAUGUUGAUAUUGAAGGAGCAGACCUUGAUAUUAAGGGACCAAAUGCCAAACUGAAAGGUCCCAAAUUCAACAUGCCAAGCAUAUCUGGACCGAAAAUAUCCAUGCCAGAUGUGGAUUUCAACUUGAAAGGCCCCAAACUCAAAGGUGACAUGGAUGUUUCAGGUCCAAAGAUCAAAGGAGAUAUCAAAUCACCUCAAAUAGACAUCAAAGGUCCAGAAGUUGAUAUUGAAGGACCAAAGGGAGGAUUUGAAAUGCCUAAAAUAAAAAUGCCUUCAAUAAAUUUGAAAGGUCCAAAAGUUGAUAUUCCAGAUGUUGACAUUAAUCUGAAAGGUCCUAAGGUUGAAGGGGAUCUUGAUGUUAAAAUGCCAAAGAUUAAAGGAGAUCUCAAAGGUCCCGAGGUGGACAUUGAAGGCCCAGAUUUUGACAUUGAGGGUCACAAAGGUGGAUUGAAAAUGCCUAAAUUCAAGAUGCCCUCAUUUGGCUUAAAAGGUCCCAAAGGUGAAUGUCCAGAUGUUGACAUCAACCUCCCCAAGGCAGAUAUUGAUGUGAAAGCACCAGAUGUUGAUAUCGAAGGAGCAGACCUUGACAUUAAGGGCCCAAAUGCCAAACUGAAAGGUCCCAAAUUCAACAUGCCAAGCAUAUCUGGACCAAAAAUAUCCAUGCCAGAUGUGGAUUUCAAUUUGAAAGGCCCCAAACUCAAAGGUGACAUGGAUGUUUCAGGUCCAAAGAUCAAAGGAGAUAUCAAAUCACCUCAAAUAGACAUCAAAGGUCCAGAAGUUGAUAUUGAAGGACCAAAGGGAGGAUUUGAAAUGCCUAAAAUAAAAAUGCCUUCACUAAAUUUGAAAGGUCCAAAAGUUGACAUGCCAGAUGUUGACAUAAAUCUGAAAGGUCCUAAGGUUGAAGGGGACGUGGAUGUUAAUCUGCCAAAGAUUAAAGGAGAUCUGAAAGGUCCAGAGGUGGAUAUUGAAGGCCCAGAUUUUGACAUUGAGGGUCACAAAGGUGGUUUCAAAAUGCCUAAAUUCAAGAUGCCGUCAUUUGGUACGAAAGGUCCCAAAGCGGAAGGUCCAGAUGUUGACAUCAACCUCCCCAAGGCAGAUAUUGAUGUAAAAGCACCCGAGGUUGAUAUUGAAGGAGCAGACCUUGAUAUUAAGGGACCAAAUGCCAAACUGAAAGGUCCCAAAUUCAACAUGCCAAGCAUAUCUGGACCGAAAAUAUCCAUGCCAGAUGUGGAUUUCAAUUUGAAAGGACCAAAACUCAAAGGUGACAUGGAUGUUUCAGGUCCAAAGAUCAAAGGCGAUAUCAAAUCACCUGAAAUAGACAUCAAAGGUCCAGAAGUUGAUAUGGAAGGACCAAAGGGAGGAUUUGAAAUGCCAAAAAUAAAAAUGCCUUCACUAAAUUUGAAAGGUCCAAAAGUUGAUAUUCCAGAUGUUGACAUUAAUCUGAAAGGUCCUAAGGUUGAAGGGGAUCUUGAUGUUAAAAUGCCAAAGAUUAAAGGAGAACUCAAAGGUCCCGAGGUGGACAUUGAAGGCCCAGAUUUUGACAUUGAGGGUCACAAAGGUGGAUUGAAAAUGCCUAAAUUCAAGAUGCCCUCAUUUGGCUUAAAAGGUCCCAAAGUGGAAGGUCCAGAUGUUGACAUCAACCUCCCCAAGGCAGAUAUUGAUGUGAAAGCACCAGAUGUUGAUAUCGAAGGAGCAGACCUUGACAUUAAGGGCCCAAAUGCCAAACUGAAAGGUCCCAAAUUCAACAUGCCAAGCAUAUCUGGACCAAAAAUAUCCAUGCCAGAUGUGGAUUUCAAUUUGAAAGGCCCCAAACUCAAAGGUGACAUGGAUGUUUCAGGUCCAAAGAUCAAAGGAGAUAUCAAAUCACCUCAAAUAGACAUCAAAGGUCCAGAAGUUGAUAUUGAAGGACCAAAGGGAGGAUUUGAAAUGCCUAAAAUAAAAAUGCCUUCACUAAAUUUGAAAGGUCCAAAAGUUGACAUGCCAGAUGUUGACAUAAAUCUGAAAGGGCCUAAGGUUGAAGGGGACGUGGAUGUUAAUCUGCCAAAGAUUAAAGGAGAUCUGAAAGGUCCAGAGGUGGAUAUUGAAGGCCCAGAUUUUGACAUUGAGGGUCACAAAGGUGGUUUCAAAAUGCCUAAAUUCAAGAUGCCGUCAUUUGGUACGAAAGGUCCCAAAGCGGAAGGUCCAGAUGUUGACAUCAACCUCCCCAAGGCAGAUAUUGAUGUAAAAGCACCAGAUGUUGAUAUUGAAGGAGCAGACCUUGAUAUUAAGGGACCAAAUGCCAAACUGAAAGGUCCCAAAUUCAACAUGCCAAGCAUAUCUGGACCGAAAAUAUCCAUGCCAGAUGUGGAUUUCAAUUUGAAAGGACCAAAACUCAAAGGUGACAUGGAUGUUUCAGGUCCAAAGAUCAAAGGAGAUAUCAAAUCACCUGAAAUAGACAUCAAAGGUCCAGAAGUUGAUAUGGAAGGACCAAAGGGAGGAUUUGAAAUGCCUAAAAUAAAAAUGCCUUCACUAAAUUUGAAAGGUCCAAAAGUUGAUAUUCCAGAUGUUGACAUUAAUCUGAAAGGUCCUAAGGUUGAAGGGGAUCUUGAUGUUAAAAUGCCAAAGAUUAAAGGAGAUCUCAAAGGUCCCGAGGUGGACAUUGAAGGCCCAGAUUUUGACAUUGAGGGUCCCAAGGGUGGACUGAAAAUGCCUAAAUUCAAGAUGCCCUCAUUUGGCUCAAAGAGUGCCAAACUAGAAGGUCCAGAUGUUGACAUCAACCUCCCUAAGGCAGAUAUUGAUGUGAAAGCACCAGAUAUUGAUAUUGAAGGAGCAGACCUUGACAUUAAGGGACCAAAUGCCAAACUGAAAGGUCCCAAAUUCAACAUGCCAAGCAUAUCUGGACCAAAGAUAUCCAUGCCAGAUGUGGAUUUCAACUUGAAAGGCCCAAAACUCAAAGGUGACAUGGAUGUUUCAGGUCCAAAGAUCAAAGGAGAUAUCAAAUCACCUGACAUAGACAUCAAAGGUCCAGAAGUUGAUAUUGAAGGACCAAAGGGAGGAUUUGAAAUGCCUAAAAUAAAAAUGCCUUCACUAAAUUUGAAAGGUCCAAAGGCUGAUGUUCCAGAUGUUGACAUUAAUCUGAAAGGUCCUAAGGCUGAAGGGGAUCUGGAUGUUAAUCUGCCAAAGAUUAAAGGAGAUCUAAAAGGUCCCGAGGUGGAAAUUGAAGGCCCAGACGUUGACAUUGAGGUGCACAAAAGUGGGUUCAAGAUGCCUAAAUUCAAGAUGCCAUCAUUUGGUUUUAAAGGAUCUAAAGCAGAUGCUGCUGAUGUUGAUGUCAAUAUCCCUAAAUCAAAUAUUGACAUAAAAGCUGCAGAUUUAAACAUAAAAGGAAAAGAUGUUGCGGUUGAGGGAUCAAACAUAAAAGUCAAAGGAAAGAAAUUCAGAAUGCCAAAGAUUACAAGUCCAAAGGUUUCUGUGCCAGAUAUUGAUAUGAAAACACCUGAGGUUAAUAUAGAAAAAGCAGACGUUGACAUCAAGGGACCAAAUGCCAAACUGAAAGGUCCCAAAUUCAACAUGCCAAGCAUAUCUGGACCAAAAAUAUCCAUGCCAGAUGUGGAUUUCAACUUGAAAGGCCCAAAACUCAAGGGUGACAUGGAUGUUUCAGGUCCAAAGAUCAAAGGAGAUAUCAAAUCACCUGAAAUAGACAUCAAAGGUCCAGAAGUUGAUAUUGAAGGACCAAAGGGAGGAUUUGAAAUGCCUAAAAUAAAAAUGCCUUCACUAAAUUUGAAAGGUCCAAAAGUUGAUAUGCCAGAUGUUGACAUUAAUCUGAAAGGUCCUAAGGUUGAAGGGGACGUGGAUGUUAAUCUGCCAAAGAUUAAAGGAGAUCUAAAUGUUCCAGAGGUGGACAUUGAAGGCCCAGACAUUGACAUUGAGGGUCCCAAAGGAGGACUGAAAAUGCCUAAAUUCAAGAUGCCCUCAUUUGGUAUUAAAGUCCCCAAAUUAGAAGGUCCAGAUGUUGACAUCAACCUCCCUAAGGCAGAUAUUGAUGUGAAAGCACCAGAUGUUGAUAUUGAAGGAGCAGAUCUUGACAUUAAGGGACCAAAUGCCAAACUGAAAGGUCCCAAAUUCAACAUGCCAAGCAUAUCUGGGCCAAAAAUCUCCAUGCCAGAUGUGGAUUUCAAUCUGAAAGGCCCCAAACUCAAAGGUGACAUGGAUGUUUCAGGUCCAAAGAUCAAAGGAGAUAUCAAUUCACCUCAAAUAGACGUCAAAGGUCCAGAAGUUGAUAUUGAAGGACCAAAGGGAGGAUUUGAAAUGCCUAAAAUAAAAAUGCCAUCACUAAAUUUGAAAGGUCCAAAAGUUGAUAUGCCAGAUGUUGACAUUAAUCUGAAAGGUCCUAAGGUUGAAGGGGACGUGGAUGUUAAUCUGCCAAAGAUUAAAGGAGAUCUAAAAGGUCCAGAGGUGAAUAUUGAAGGCCCAGAUUUUGACAUUGAGGGUCACAAAGGUGGGUUAAAAAUGCCUAAAUUCAAGAUGCCGUCAUUUGGUAUGAAAGGUCCCAAAGGAGAAGGUCCAGAUGUUGACAUCAACAUCCCCAAGGCAGAUAUUGAUGUGAAAGCACCAGAUGUUGAUAUUGAAGGAGCAGACCUUGACAUUAAGGGACCAAAUGCCAAACUGAAAGGUCCCAAAUUCAACAUGCCAAGCAUAUCUGGACCAAAAAUAUCCAUGCCAGAUGUGGAUUUCAACUUGAAAGGCCCCAAACUCAAAGGUGACAUGGAUGUUUCAGGUCCAAAGAUCAAAGGAGAUAUCAAAUCACCUCAAAUAGACAUCAAAGGUCCAGAAGUUGAUAUUGAAGGACCAAAGGGAGGAUUUGAAAUGCCUAAAAUAAAAAUGCCAUCACUAAAUUUGAAAGGUCCAAAAGUUGAUAUGCCAGAUGUUGACAUUAAUCUGAAAGGUCCUAAGAUUGAAGGGGAUGUGGAUGUUAAUCUUCCAAAGCUUAAAGGAGAGCUGAAAGGUCCAGAGGUGAAUAUUGAAGGCCCAGAUUUUGACAUGGAGGGUCACAAAGGUGGGUUAAAGAUGCCUAAAUUCAAGAUGCCAUCAUUUGGUAUGAAAGGUCCCAAAAUCGAAGGUCCAGAUGUUGACAUCAACAUCCCCAAGGCAGAUAUUGAUGUGAAAGCACCAGAGGUUGAUAUUGAAGGAGCAGACCUUGACAUUAAGGGACCAAAUGCCAAACUGAAAGGUCCCAAAUUCAACAUGCCAAGCAUAUCUGGACCAAAAAUAUCCAUGCCAGAUGUGGAUUUCAACUUGAAAGGCCCCAAACUCAAAGGUGACAUGGAUGUUUCAGGUCCAAAGAUCAAAGGAGAUAUCAAAUCACCUCAAAUAGACAUCAAAGGUCCAGAAGUUGAUAUUGAAGGACCAAAGGGAGGAUUUGAAAUGCCUAAAAUAAAAAUGCCUUCAAUGAAUUUGAAAGGUCCAAAAGUUGAUAUUCCAGAUGUUGACAUUAAUCUGAAAGGUCCUAAGGUUGAAGGAGACGUGGAUGUUAAUCUGCCAAAGAUUAAAGGAGAUCUAAAAGGUCCAGAGGUGGACAUUGAAGGCCCAGAUUUUGACAUUGAGGGUCACAAAGGUGGUUUCAAAAUGCCUAAAUUCAAGAUGCCAUCAUUUGGUAUGAAAGGUCCCAAAGGGGAAGGUCCAGAUGUUGACAUCAACAUCCCCAAGGCAGAUAUUGAUGUGAAAGCACCAGAUGUUGAUAUUGAAGGAGCAGACCUUGACAUUAAGGGACCAAAUGCCAAACUGAAAGGUCCCAAAUUCAACAUGCCAAGCAUAUCUGGACCAAAAAUAUCCAUGCCAGAUGUGGAUUUCAACUUGAAAGGCCCCAAACUCAAAGGUGACAUGGAUGUUUCAGGUCCAAAGAUCAAAGGAGAUAUCAAAUCACCUGAAAUAGACAUCAAAGGUCCAGAAGUUGAUAUUGAAGGACCAAAGGGAGGAUUUGAAAUGCCUAAAAUAAAAAUGCCAUCACUAAAUUUGAAAGGUCCAAAAGUUGAUAUGCCAGAUGUUGACAUUAAUCUGAAAGGUCCUAAGGUUGAAGGGGACGUGGAUGUUAAUCUGCCAAAGAUUAAAGGAGAUCUAAAAGGUCCAGAGGUGGACAUUGAAGGCCCAGAUUUUGACAUUGAGGGUCACAAAGGUGGUUUCAAAAUGCCUAAAUUCAAGAUGCCAUCAUUUGGUAUGAAAGGUCCCAAAGGGGAAGGUCCAGAUGUUGACAUCAACAUCCCCAAGGCAGAUAUUGAUGUGAAAGCACCCGAGGUUGAUAUUGAAGGAGCAGACCUUGACUUUAAGGGACCAAAUGCCAAACUGAAAGGUCCCAAAUUCAACAUGCCAAGCAUAUCUGGACCAAAAAUAUCCAUGCCAGAUGUGGAUUUCAACUUGAAAAGCCCCAAACUCAAAGGUGACAUGGAUGUUUCAGGUCCAAAGAUCAAAGGAGAUAUCAAAUCACCUCAAAUAGACAUCAAAGGUCCAGAAGUUGAUAUUGAAGGACCAAAGGGAGGAUUUGAAAUGCCUAAAAUAAAAAUGCCUUCACUAAAUUUGAAAGGUCCAAAAGUUGAUAUUCCAGAUGUUGACAUUAAUCUCAAAGGUCCUAAGGUUGAAGGGGACGUGGAUGUUAACCUGCCAAAGAUUAAAGGAGAUCUAAAAGGUCCAGAGGUGGAUAUUGAAGGCCCAGAUUUUGACAUGGAGGGUCACAAAGGUGGUUUCAAAAUGCCCAAAUUCAAGAUGCCGUCAUUUGGUAUGAAAGGUCCCAAACUGGAAGGUCCAGAUGUUGACAUCAACAUCCCCAAGGCAGAUAUUGAUGUGAAAGCACCAGAGGUUGAUAUUGAAGGAGCAGACCUUGACAUUAAGGGACCAAAUGCCAAACUGAAAGGUCCCAAAUUCAACAUGCCAAGCAUAUCUGGACCAAAAAUAUCCAUGCCAGAUGUGGAUUUCAACUUGAAAAGCCCCAAACUCAAAGGUGACAUGGAUGUUUCAGGUCCAAAGAUCAAAGGAGAUAUCAAAUCACCUCAAAUAGACAUCAAAGGUCCAGAAGUUGAUAUUGAAGGACCAAAAGGAGGAUUUGAAAUGCCUAAAAUAAAAAUGCCUUCACUAAAUUUGAAAGGUCCAAAAGUUGAUAUGCCAGAUGUUGACAUUAAUCUGAAAGGUCCUAAGGUUGAAGGGGACUUGGAUGUUAACCUGCCAAAGAUUAAAGGAGAUCUAAAAGGUCCAGAGGUGGAUAUUGAAGGCCCAGAUUUUGACAUUGAGGGUCACAAAGGUGGUUUCAAAAUGCCCAAAUUCAAGAUGCCGUCAUUUGGUAUGAAAGGUCCCAAAGUCGAAGGUCCAGAUGUUGACAUCAACAUCCCCAAGGCAGAUAUUGAUGUGAAAGCACCAGAUGUUGAUAUUGAAGGAGCAGACCUUGACAUCAAGGGACCAAAUGCCAAACUGAAAGGUCCCAAAUUCAACAUGCCAAGCAUAUCUGGACCAAAAAUAUCCAUGCCAGAUGUGGAUUUCAACUUGAAAAGCCCCAAACUCAAAGGUGACAUGGAUGUUUCAGGUCCAAAGAUCAAAGGAGAUAUCAAAUCACCUCAAAUAGACAUCAAAGGUCCAGAAGUUGAUAUUGAAGGACCAAAGGGAGGAUUUGAAAUGCCUAAAAUAAAAAUGCCAUCACUAAAUUUGAAAGGUCCAAAAGUUGAUAUGCCAGAUGUUGACAUUAAUCUGAAAGGUCCUAAGGUUGAAGGGGACGUGGAUGUUAAUCUGCCAAAGAUUAAAGGAGAUGUAAAAGGUCCAGAGGUGGACAUUGAAGGCCCAGAUUUUGACAUUGAGGGUCACAAAGGUGGUUUCAAAAUGCCUAAAUUCAAGAUGCCGUCAUUUGGAAUGAAAGGUCCCAAAGGGGAAGAUCCAGAUGUUGACAUCAACAUCCCCAAGGCAGACAUUGAUGUGAAAGCACCAGAUGUUGAUAUUGAAGGAGCAGACCUUGACAUUAAGGGACCAAAUGCCAAACUGAAAGGUCCCAAAUUCAACAUGCCAAGCAUAUCUGGACCAAAAAUAUCCAUGCCAGAUGUGGAUUUCAACUUGAAAGGCCCAAAACUCAAAGGUGACAUGGAUGUUUCAGGUCCAAAGAUCAAAGGAGAUAUCAAAUCACCUGAAAUAGACAUCAAAGGUCCAGAAGUUGAUAUUGAAGGACCAAAGGGAGGAUUUGAAAUGCCUAAAAUAAAAAUGCCAUCACUAAAUUUGAAAGGUUCAAAAGUUGAUAUGCCAGAUGUUGACAUUAAUCUGAAAGGUCCUAAGGUUGAAGGGGACGUGGAUGUUAAGUUGCCAAAGAUUAAAGGAGAUCUAAAAGGUCCAGAAGUGGAUAUUGAAGGCCCAGAUUUUGACAUUGAGGGUCACAAAGGUGGUUUCAAAAUGCCCAAAUUCAAGAUGCCGUCAUUUGGUAUGAAAGGUCCAAAAGGGGAAGGUCCAGAUGUUGACAUCAAAAUCCCCAAGGCAGAUAUUGAUGUGAAAGCACCAGAGGUUGAUAUUGAAGGAGCAGACCUUGACAUUAAGGGACCAAAUGCCAAACUGAAAGGUCCCAAAUUCAACAUGCCAAGCAUAUCUGGACCAAAAAUAUCUAUGCCAGAUAUGGAUUUCAACUUGAAAGGCCCCAAACUCAAAGGUGACAUGGAUGUUUCAGGUCCAAAGAUCAAAGGAGAUAUCAAAUCACCUCAAAUAGACAUCAAAGGUCCAGAAGUUGAUAUUGAAGGACCAAAGGGAGGAUUUGAAAUGCCUAAAAUAAAAAUGCCUUCACUAAAUUUGAAAGGUCCAAAGGUUGAUAUUCCAGAUGUUGACAUUAAUCUGAAAGGUCCUAAGGUUGAAGGUGAUCUGGAUGUUAAAAUGCCAAAGAUUAAAGGAGAUCUCAAAGGUCCCGAGGUGGACAUUGAAGGCCCAGAUUUUGACAUGGAGGGUCCCAAAGGUGGAUUGAAAAUGCCUAAAUUCAAGAUGCCGUCAUUUGGCUUAAAAGGUCCCAAAGGGGAAGGUCCAGAUGUUGACAUCAACCUCCCCAAGGCAGAUAUUGAUGUGAAAGCACCAGAUGUUGAUAUCGAAGGAGCAGACCUUGACAUUAAGGGGCCACAUGCCAAACUGAAAGGUCCCAAAUUCAACAUGCCAAGCAUAUCUGGACCGAAAAUAUCCAUGCCAGAUGUGGAUUUCAAUUUGAAAGGCCCCAAACUCAAAGGUGACAUGGAUGUUUCAGGUCCAAAGAUCAAAGGAGAUAUCAAAUCACCUCAAAUAGACAUCAAAGGUCCAGAAGUUGAUAUUGAAGGACCAAAGGGAGGAUUUGAAAUGCCUAAAAUAAAAAUGCCUUCACUAAAUUUGAAAGGUCCAAAGGUUGAUAUUCCAGAUGUUGACAUUAAUCUGAAAGGUCCUAAGGUUGAAGGUGAUCUGGAUGUUAAAAUGCCAAAGAUUAAAGGAGAUCUCAAAGGUCCCGAGGUGGACAUUGAAGGCCCAGAUUUUGACAUGGAGGGUCCCAAAGGUGGAUUGAAAAUGCCUAAAUUCAAGAUGCCGUCAUUUGGCUUAAAAGGUCCCAAAGGGGAAGGUCCAGAUGUUGACAUCAACCUCCCCAAGGCAGAUAUUGAUGUGAAAGCACCAGAUGUUGAUAUCGAAGGAGCAGACCUUGACAUUAAGGGGCCACAUGCCAAACUGAAAGGUCCCAAAUUCAACAUGCCAAGCAUAUCUGGACCGAAAAUAUCCAUGCCAGAUGUGGAUUUCAAUUUGAAAGGCCCCAAACUCAAAGGUGACAUGGAUGUUUCAGGUCCAAAGAUCAAAGGAGAUAUCAAAUCACCUGAAAUAGACAUCAAAGGUCCAGAAGUUGAUAUUGAAGGACCAAAGGGAGGAUUUGAAAUGCCUAAAAUAAAAAUGCCAUCACUAAAUUUGAAAGGUCCAAAAGUUGACAUGCCAGAUGUUGACAUAAAUCUGAAAGGUCCUAAGGUUGAAGGGGAUGUGGAUGUUAAUCUGCCAAAGAUUAAAGGAGAUUUGAAAGGUCCAGAGGUGGAUAUUGAAGGCCCAGAUUUUGACAUUGAGGGUCACAAAGGUGGUUUCAAAAUGCCUAAAUUCAAGAUGCCGUCAUUUGGUAUGAAAGGUCCCAAAGGGGAAGGUCCAGAUGUUGACAUCAACCUCCCCAAGGCAGAUAUUGAUGUGAAAGGACCAGAUGUUGAUAUCGAAGGAGCAGACCUUGACAUUAAGGGACCAAAUGCCAAACUGAAAGGUCCCAAAUUCAACAUGCCAAGCAUAUCUGGACCGAAAAUAUCCAUGCCAGAUGUGGAUUUCAAUUUGAAAGGCCCCAAACUCAAAGGUGACAUGGAUGUUUCAGGUCCAAAGAUCAAAGGAGAUAUCAAAUCACCUGAAUUAGACAUCAAAGGUCCAGAAGUUGAUAUUGAAGGACCAAAAGGAGGAUUUGAAAUGCCUAAAAUAAAAAUGCCUUCACUAAAUUUGAAAGGUCCAAAUGUUAAUGUUCCAGAUGUUGACAUUAAUCUGAAAGGCCCUAAGGUUGAACGGGAUCUGGAUGUUAAAAUGCCAAAGAUUAAAGGAGAUCUCAAGGGUCCCGAGGUGGACAUUGAAGGCCCAGAUUUUGACAUUGAGGGUCACAAAGUGGACUUGAAAAUGCCCAAAUUCAAGAUGCCCUCAUUUGGUUUAAAAGGCCCCACACUAGAAGGUCCAGAUGUUGACAUCAACCUCCCCAAGGCAGAUAUUGAUGUGAAAGCACCAGAUGUUGAUGUCGAAGGAGCAGAUCUUGACAUUAAGGGACCAAAUGCCAAACUGAAAGGUCCCAAAUUCAACAUGCCAAGCAUAUCUGGGCCAAAAAUAUCCAUGCCAGAUGUGGAUUUCAACUUGAAAGGCCCAAAACUCAAAGGUGACAUGGAUGUUUCAGGUCCAAAGAUUAAAGGAGAUAUCAAGUCACCUGAAAUUGACAUCAAAGGUGCAAAAGUUAAAACCAAUGUUCCAAGUCUUGAUAUUGAUCUAAAGCAUAGUAGCGAACCACCAAAGUUUCCAACGAUACCUGGUUCCAAACCCGCACUACCAAAUGUUGACAUAAAUCUGAAGGGAUCGAAAUUAAAGGGGGAAUUUAAAGGAGAGGGUCAAUUUCCAAAAGCUGAACUGAAAGACAUUGAUGUCUUGGAAGUCACUCCGAAAAAAUCUAAGUUUAAAAUGCCAAAGGUUGGAUUCAAGAGUCCAAAGAUAAAGACCUCAGAACCUGAUAUUAAACUGGAGCAUGGAGAUGUCAACAUUAAAGGAAAGACUGGGAGCCGAGAGGGACUUGAUGUUGACAUUGGUUUGUCUGGUUCAAAAUCUAAAAGUCCCAAAUUUAAGAUCCCAAAAUUUGGCCUCAAGGGCCCAAAAGUUGACAUGCCAGAAGCUGAUCCUUCAAAAUCUGCAAUUGACAUAAAAACCUCAGAUGUCACGUCAGCAGGUGCAGGAUUUGAUGUCGAUAUUCACAGUGGAAAACUUAAGGGAUCAAAAGAUGUGGAUUUAAAUCUGACAGGUCCAAAACUUAAAGGGGAUUUGAAUGUGUCAGUUCCAGAUGUAGAUCUAAACCUGAAAGAAGCCAAUAUAAAAGGUCCAAAGUUUGAAGUUGAGGGACUGAAGGGUGGAUUAGAAAUGCCCAAGAUCAAGAUACCAUCUUUUGGCAUCAAACUACCUCAGCUGGAAAAUUCAAAUGAUACUAUAACCAUUCCAAAUGUUAAUGCUGAUACAGUAACCCCCAAAGUUGACAUUGGUGGAGUUGAUGUUAAAGGCCCCGAGGCAAGUCCCAAUGUUAAACUUCCAUCAGUAUCAGGACCCACCUUGCCAGACUUAAACAUUAAUCUUACAGGGCCAAAAACAAAAGGAAAUGUUAAUGUUACUCUCCCUGAUACUAAUAUUGAUAUCAAAGUACCAAAGACAGAAAUCAAAGGAGCAGGAAAAAUAACACCACCUGAAGUUGAUAUCAAAGGUCCACAUGUUGAUCUUGGGGGUGGCAAAGAUGGGUUUGAAAUCCCUAAAAUAAAAAUGACAUCACUAGACUUUAAAGGCCCCAAAACAGGGAGUCAAGGUGUUGACAUCAACCUUUCCAAAGCCAAAAUAGAUGUUGAUUCCUCUAAAGUAGACUUUAAAGCACCCAAAAUAAAACUGCCAACUGUAUCAGGCCCCGAAUGGGAUAUUAAUCUGAAAGGUUCAAAUGUUGAAGGAAAAGAAAUUAAUGUUAACCUUCCUAAAACAGACAUUGAAAUUAAAGGACCAAAAUUAUCCAUGUCAGAUGUGGACAUGAAUCUUAAAGCUCCUGAUGUUGACAUCAAGGAUCCCAAGGUUCAUACUGGAGGGCCCAAGGUUGGUUUUAAAAUGUCCAAAGUCACACUCCCAUCAGAAUCAGAAGUUGAUGUAAAUUUUGCAAAAGCUGACUUUAACAUUAAAGCACCUGAAGUAAACAUAAAAGGACCAGAAUUUGAUUCCACUGAAGCAAGUCUUGAUGUCCCUGACAUAGAUGUGAAGGGGAAAAAGGGAAAGUUCAAACUUCCAAAAGUGAAAGGAAAAGCAAGGAAGCAAGAAGCUGAUAUUAAAACACCAGAAGUAGACCAGGGUAUUGACACACCGAAUAUUCAUGUGAAAGGGACAAACACUAAGAAGCCUCUUUUUGGUAAACUUCAUUUCCCUGAUGUAGAACUAGAUAUUAAAUCUCCAAAACUAAAAGGUGAUGGAUCUUUAGCUGAAGGAUUUAAAUCACCCGAUGCAAAUGUAUCAUCUGACAGUGCAAAGAUUUGUUUGGAAGGCCCUGAUGUUAAUGUCAAAGGAGGUCCAGAGAUUAGUGCAAGAACUUCAGGACAAUCAGCUAGUGGCCUUCAGUAUCCAGAGGGUACAAUACUAUUUCCAAAAAUCAAAGUGCCAAAGUUUGGCAUUCUUCAGCCUAAGGUGGAGGGCCAAGAUGUUGCAGGAAAAGGAAAAUCAGAUGCAAUGAUGGGUGGAAAAUUAGACCUGGAAGGUGAAUCUGGAGUCAGUUUGUCAGCUAAGGGAAAGUCAGCCUCACUGGAUCUAUUUAAAAAAUCAAAGCACCGAUCUUCCUCUGCCAGUGAUGAAGGUUCUCUUGGAGCUAGCUCUCCUUCAGCUCUUUCAGGAGCUGAAUGUGGUGACAUUUCAAUAGAUGUAGGAGGAACUAAGGUCAAAGGCAAGAAAGGCAAAUUAAAAUUUGGCACAUUUGGAGGUUUUGGAUCUAAGUCCAAGGGCUCAUACGAAGUAACACUUGGAAACGACAAUGAAGGAGAGAUAGAGGGGAGUACAGAUGCUUCUGUACCUCUGAAAAAAUCUAGAUUGUCGUCCUCCUCAAGCAGUGACAGUGGAUCAAGAGGUGCUUUCAGGCUUCCAAAACUUGAACUAUCGGUUUCUCCAAAAAAAUAAUAGUAAGAUCAAUUAAAUCCUUCAUGCACUCAAAUACAAUCUCCUAAUGCAGUAUAAGUUUUGAACUUUAGUUCUUUUAAAUUUAAUAGAACAUGCACAAUUAUCUCUGUUUACCUAUGAAUGAUAAUUUUAAAGAAAAUGAAAUAGGAGAGAAUUAGAUUGUUAAAAAAUUCUUCAAACUGUACAUAAGAUAAAUGUAUACUUUUAUUAAUGAAUAUUGUUUUGUACAUAGUCCAGAUUUAUUAAUCUAUUGCAUCACACAAAAUUAUAGGUCAUACGUUUUGUUUCUUCUUUAAAUGAAUGAUUUUUAUUGAAUGGUUGUUACAUAUUCGUAACCAGGGGUCUACUGCAAAGAACAUACAUCACAGUUGUUUCGAAGGAAAAUGCUCUACAUACAUUUGAAACACAAUUUUAAUUAGUUUCCAUUUUAGUACGUGUACAAUUAUGUUUUUUUUUUCUAAGCUUCAAUAGUAGUCAGUGCAGAUUGUAUUUUUGCAAUGUAAUUUUGACAACCUUCUGAAGAUUCAUAUACUUGUAUAUAGCAUAAUUGCAAGGACAAUCUUUUUGGAAAUUCUUUGAAGUGCUGUGUGUACUUCUGAUUGCUGUCUCUUCAUUUAAGAAAAGUUGUAAUUGCUAAAAUUUUGUGUCACAAUAAAAAUUAAAUUGCUUUGUUUAUUUUAAACUGGUUUCUUAAUCCUGUCAUUUUUACAUUCUAACAGUUAGUAAUCCUUUAUAUUUAAUUUCAUUUUUGACACUUUUUGUUUUGUAUAGACACCUAUUCCGGUCAUGUCACAGUCACAUCUUAAUAUCAUCUGUUUUCAAACAACUUCUUUGCAGGUAGAAAGAUGUAUACCAUUGAUAUUUGAUGGAGAGCAUAAUUUUUUGGAUCCAUGCUUCUGUGUGCAUUCUGCCAACUAAAUGCAAUAAAUGGAUUUAUAGAGAUUA
Molecule: messenger RNA, 22493 nt
Organism: Xiphophorus hellerii (green swordtail)
Lineage: Eukaryota; Metazoa; Chordata; Actinopteri; Cyprinodontiformes; Poeciliidae
Gene: ahnak
Product: AHNAK nucleoprotein
Biological process (GO): regulation of RNA splicing
Cellular component (GO): costamere; cytoplasm; nucleus
Molecular function (GO): protein binding
Source: RefSeq, a predicted model, not a curated record